Molecule: messenger RNA, 2281 nt
Organism: Trichoderma virens Gv29-8
Lineage: Eukaryota; Fungi; Ascomycota; Sordariomycetes; Hypocreales; Hypocreaceae
Exons: 1
Coding region: 425-2002 (525 amino acids)
Biological process (GO): purine nucleobase catabolic process
Cellular component (GO): cytoplasm
Molecular function (GO): allantoinase activity
Source: RefSeq, a predicted model, not a curated record
GAGUUGACAAGGUAGAUAGAUUGAUAGACCAAGGAGAUGGAAGCAGGAAUAAGGGGAAACCCCAGAAUAAGCACCGUGCCAUACAUGUCCGGCCCCUCUUAUCUGGCCCUUCGCCCCGGCGCAUCGUAUCCCACGAUAAGGCCUGCCAGCCACUAUCCACCAUAUGGCUUAGACUGCUCUGGAGCGUCAUCGGCUCCGGCCGACGAUGCGGCUUGCAUCGCCUAGGUUUCCGUUCUCCUUCUUCCUUUCUUGUUUCUCUUCUCUACCCCUCCUCUUCAUCCGUAGUUCGUGAAGUUAUCGUGCUCUGACUACGCACCUCGCGUUACUGUUUCUCAUCGUGGAAGAUCGUUUCGAAGUAGCGGUCUCUCGCCCUCGGAGCCCAUCUUAACUCGCACAGGCCUCGGAGAACACCGUAGUUCUCGCCAUGACCGUCACACACACCUCCAACGUAGGGCCGCUCACCGUCCUCGUCUCGACUCGAGCCGUCCUCACUCUUCCGGACAACUCUCUUGUUCUCUCUCCGGCGACCAUAUGCAUAUCUCCCGAGCUUGGCAGGAUUGUCUCUGUUCUGCCUGAAGUCCUUCCCGCCUCGGUCUUCCCUCCCAGCGCUACCUAUGUAGACCACUCUCCUAAGCUGUUGCUCCCGGGACUCGUGGAUGCUCACGUCCACCUGAAUGAACCUGGACGAACAGAAUGGGAAGGAUUCUGGACUGGAACUAGAGCGGCGGCAAGCGGCGGCGUCACCACCGUCAUCGACAUGCCGCUGAAUGCCAUCCCACCCACGACUACUCUCCAAGGAUUCGAAGAGAAGCUCAAGGCCAGUCGCGGCCAGUGCUGGGUAGACGUAGGCUUCUAUGGCGGCGUUAUUCCUGGCAAUGCAGACGAGUUGAAACCCCUCGUAGAGGCCGGUGUUAGGGGAUUCAAGGGCUUCCUCAUUGAAUCCGGCGUCGACGAGUUCCCUGCCGUGUCCGCCAAAGAUGUGGCAUUGGCCAUGGAGACACUCAAGGAUGAACCAACCACUCUGAUGUUCCAUGCCGAGAUGAUCCCUCCUAUUACCGAUUCCGUUGGUGAUGCCGUCCAGACGUCUGAUCCUCCUGCGGCUCCCAAAGGCGAAUUGACCGCCUACAGCACAUUCCUCGAAUCGAGGCCUCCUUCUUUCGAGACCUAUGCCAUUGAGGAAAUCCUCGCACAUGCCCACAUCGCCCCGUCGCUUCACCUCCACAUUGUCCAUCUGUCGGCAACGCAAGCGAUUCCCAUCCUCAAGGCUGCCCGCCAGAGGGGAAUCAACAUCACGGCUGAGACUUGCUUCCAUUAUCUGGGGCUAUCAGCUGAAGAGAUUGAAAAGGGCGACACAAGACACAAGUGCUGCCCUCCCAUCCGUGAGGCUAACAACCGGGACGGCCUUUGGGAAGAGCUGGUGGCCGACGACUCGUGCAUUCGUACAGUCGUCUCUGACCACUCGCCUUGUACCCCUCAGCUGAAGCUGCUGCCCGACCACCUCGAGAGACCUGGAAUCCCGCAUUCGGAUUCUGGACUAGAUGUCAACAGCCCCAAGGACCAGCCGCCAACCAAGACGGUUGCCCGCGGUGAUUUCUUCGCUGCUUGGGGUGGCAUCUCUUCUGUCGGCCUCGGCCUGCCUAUUCUGCAUACAGCUGCUAAGCAGAGAUCUGAGACCUCCAAGGUACCGACCAUCACCGACAUGGUCCGCCUCUGUUGUCAAGCAACCGCCGAGCAGGUCGGUCUCGCACACCGCAAGGGCGCUCUCAAGGUUGGCAUGGACGCCGACAUUUGCGUUUUCGACGACACGCACGUCUGGACCUUUACUCAAGGCGACAUGCGCUGGAAGAACCGCUGCUCACCCUGGCAGGGCCACAAAUUCACCGGUCGGGUCAUGGAGACGUGGCUUCGUGGCCGCAAGGUGUUUGAUCUGGAGGCUCCCGGCGACGGCUUUGUCGCUGGCAAGCCAUUUGGCGAGUCCAUCACCGAGAAGAGAACUUUGUAAACGAUACGAAACACACGAGUCUAUGAUUUUGUCAAUGCCUUUGAUUAGGAGCUGGGGGGCGUGCGCAAACGGAUAGAGAUCAGAGUAGAUGGCAUAUUUGAGUGCGAGCGGGCGGGCGUUUUUGGCAUAUUGUAUUUGUUUUUCGGCAUACUUGCAUUGCACGUACAUGGGUUGCAUUUGUUCAGGCAUAGAGAGUGUUGAGGAGAUUUCCGAGAUUUAUGGUAGUAAUAGCAUUCGAUUCGGUGAACCAGGUAAAGAGUGCAGAAUCCUAAAUCCAUU